Messenger RNA from Corythoichthys intestinalis (scribbled pipefish), 3229 nucleotides. RefSeq lists its product as uncharacterized. Gene Ontology annotation, cellular component: membrane. The transcript is spliced from 8 exons. The record is from RefSeq and is a predicted model, not a curated record. Lineage: Eukaryota; Metazoa; Chordata; Actinopteri; Syngnathiformes; Syngnathidae. Bases 94 to 837 code for a protein of 247 amino acids.
CGCUUACGACUUGUUGCAACAUCAACAACUCCGGGACGGCAAUUAAAGAAACACGUCGAAAAACAGGAAUUCUGGUUUAGUUAGUGAGGCAAGAUGAGCGUGACUGUGACCAAGGGUAACGGAGUCACCAUUUACACGGUGACGUCUGACAGCCAAAGUUGCUUGCCUCCAUUUUGCCAACUCUUCAAGCAGAUGUGCUACAGCCCCAGGUGUUGUUCGGUGUCCCAGCGCAUGAAGACCACCAUGGGCUCUUCUCAAGCUCUGCUGGGGAGCCUGCAGAUCGCCGUGGGUCUGAUGACCAUCGCCAUCGGCAUCCUCCCCUUGUUCGCAGGUUACAGAGACCCCUGGUGGGACAUGUGGGUCAACUUGUUCUCCUUAUGGAUGGGCUUGGUGUUUGUGCUUUUCGGCGCCUUCUGCAUUUUCUCUCAGAAGUACCCAAGUCCGUGUCUGCUCAUCAUCAACGCGAUUUUGAACCUCAGCGGCGUGGUUUUCGCCUUGGUCAACAUCGUCCUCUGCGCAAUCAACAUGGUCGUGAUAGACAUAUGGGACGUGUGCGAGUUCAGCAAAGAUGACUACUCCAACAGCGGGCCGAGCGGACACGAAAGAGACUUGAAGGAGCGAUGCCUGGAAGCCAAAGACCUGCUUCUUAUGUUCCUGAAAGCCAUCAACGGAAUUCUGCUGGUGUUGGCUGUCUUGGAGCUGUGCUUGGUGCUCUCUUCCUCCAUUUUGACCAUCAAAGCUCUGAGGAGCAACGAUAAGAUCCCCGAAGACGUGAAAGAAGACCAAACUUCCCUGGAGUUCCGAGAUAAGCAAGUUCUCGUCAAACCUUCCGUCUAAAAUCCGAGAAAUAUUUCAUGUUUAUUACGCUUUUUGCACUAUAAGUCAUGCAAAAUAAGAGACAAAGCGCAAACACUAUACAUCAUAGUAUUAAGUAUAAAAAAUCAGGCCUGAGUAUACGUUGCAAAAAAAAAAGUGCACUUUAUAGUCAGAAAAAUAUGCUACUUGCAGUUGAUUCAAUUUUUUUUAUAAACUGAGGUAAGUUUCUAUAUUUGUAAUCUGCUUUUGCAAUAAUUCUACAGUAUUUUUGUUGUUAUUGACCCCCCCUUGAUACCGGAAUUUACGUUUACCAAAUAUACAUGAAAAAGCAUUGGGGGAAAUGGAUAAUAAAUACAGAAUUUUAUAUCCAAAAUAACAUUGACAAGUGCUAAUAAAAAUGGGAAAAUCCUAUAUUCAAAAAUCAAAAUAUAGGCAAGGCAAAUUAUUUGUAUCGCACAAUUCAGCACGAUAGCUAAAAGUGCUUUACAAUACAUUCAAAAGUCACAUUAAAUCAUCAAGAUUGUUAAAAACAAAACAAAUCCACCAAAUAAUAAAAAUGAAGCCAUAAAAAAAGUCAUUUGAACUGUAUUAUCUUAUAUAUUAAUUAUUAGGGCUGUCAAAUUUAUCGCGUUAACGGUCGGUGAUGAAUUUUUUCAAUUAAUCAUGUCAAAUAUUUAACGCAUUUAACGCAUGCGCGGAAUGACUCACUAAACCAUUGCCGCAACAGACUACAGUGGCGCCCUUUUUUUUUGUACAUUGAGAGGUAAGAGGCAGAGAAAUCAUUGGGGCCGCACUAUUUAUCGGCAUAAGCUUUGGCGACUCUUCCACAACAAGCAUAACUAUUGUGGCGAGCGAUGUGGGGAAGAUUGACAUGAGAUGAUCUUUUUCUUAACACGCUUCAUUGAACACAACGCAGAACACAUACCAUUUGCAGCCACCACUGACAGUCAUGGUUGCCCAACUUCCUCUCAUGCAUUUGGGCGGAACAGUUAAGUCGCUACAGUAUCAUUUACUGAACGCACAACAAAAAAUAAUAUUCCUAUCUCUCAAAAAAAAACAAUGCUCACAAAAAGAAAAGCGCUCAAUGCAAAGAGAACUGGCAUUCCCUAUCAAAAUAUCUAUGCAAAAUACACAUAAAACUUCACAAAUACACUAGAUGGCAAUAUAUUUACCAUUUCCAUUUAGUCACAAUAUAUAAACUAUCAGAGGUCUCGUAUGUUGUAAAGUCUAGACGCAAAUGAUCGUAAGGUACAAUGAACCCGGAAACUACGCCGUCAGUUGAGGGGCAAAACGCACUAGAAAAACAUUGCUAGAUCUCUAAUUAAUUUAAAACUGGCCCAUGACACCUUGUGGUGUAUUUCAGUCACUACCUUACAUAGUUAAAGACAUUGUGGAAGAACGGAUUUGAUUGAAAAUUUGCAAAUUUUAUGAAAAUGAAAACAUACAGAGGGGUUUUAAUAUAAAAUUACUAUAACUUGUACUCACAUUUAUCUUUUAAGAACUACAAGUCUUUCUAUCUGUGGAUCCCUUUAAUAGAAAGAAUGUUAAUAAUGUUAAUGCCAUCUUGUGGAUUUAUUGUUAUAAUAAACAAAUACAGUACUCAUGUAUAGUAUGUUGAAUGUAGGCCUGAACGAUAUUGGAAAAAACUAAUGCUGCGAUUUUUUGGGGGGGUUUGCGAUAUAUUGCGAUAUUAUAUUGCGAUAUUAAAAAAUAUGUAUAUAUAUUUUUUUCAAGAAAUUUUCACAAGAUGACUUAAAUAGCUGUUUGGAAAGACUUUAGAUGACUCACCAUCACCACAGUGUACAGUCAUCCCUUGUUUUUCGCGGUUAAUGGGGACCAGAACCCGGCGCGAUAAGUGAAAAACCGCGAAGUAGCGCACGACCCCCAUUUUUUGUGUGUGUGUGUGUGUGUGUGUGUGUUUUGUGCCCAAUGUAUUUAUUCCGAUUUACCAUUGGAAAGAGAUACAUAUAAGACAUGUUUUUUUCUCACUUUUCCCCCCAAAGUGAUUUAAAAAAUGUAUAUAAAUAAAUGUUUUUUAAGCACUUCAAAAGUCAUAAUUAUGAUGUUUUAAACAUAACUGUCCAACCAAAUCAUUUUUGAACAAGAAUAAAGUACUGUAGCAGAUAAAUCCUUGGAUUUAUUAAAUACUCAAAGCAACAAAAUUCGAAUAUUUUUUUCUAAUCGAAUACGAGUUAAUCGAUUAAUCGGUGCAGCACUAAUAUACAUAUAAAGAAAAACAUUUUUUUUAAUCUUACAUUUUUUUUGUUGUAGAAGUAUCAUUUUUAGCUUCUUUUUUUUUUAAAUGUUAUUUUCUUAUGAACACCUAUGUAUUAACGAAUUUCAUAAAUGUAAAUUCAGCUAUCAAGGGGUUAAAAUGAGUGAUUUUUAUAGUCGAUGAACGACGCAUUUUUGC